AGUAAACAGACUCACGUGGAAACACCAUACACAUGAGUGUGGGGUUGUGGACAAAUGUACAUAGUAAUCUGUCCCCUCCUGGGUCAGACGUCACACAGGUGAAAGGGGACGUGACCUAUUAUCAUUAUGGCUGUGACGGAACAGAUGAUAGGGGCUGGGGAUGCGGAUACAGAACUCUGCAGACGAUGUGUGCUUGGGUAAUUCACCAGCGAACACGCACUGACGAUAAAAUAUCAGUAGUACCAUCUCUAAAGACCAUACAGGAAGCUCUGGUUGCUAUGGGAGACAAAGCGGCGUCUUUUGUUGGUUCUAGAGAAUGGAUAGGCAGCUUUGAAGUCUCUAUAUGUAUGGAUUAUUUAUUGGAGGUGCCCUGUAAGAUAAUACACGUCACUUCCGGUGCGUUGCUAUAUGACCAUAUAGAGGCAUUGAAGAAGCAUUUCGUGAUUGUUGGAGCUCCAGUAAUGAUGGGCGGAGACGGCGACAACGCGUCUAAAGGUAUCCUGGGUGUAUGCUGUGACCCGCCAUCGCUACUAAUCCUGGACCCCCACCAUUACGGCAAGGUCACGUCCCUGACCGACCUGUAUGACCGCGGCAUGGUGUCAUGGCGCCCUCUGGAAACCUUCAUGAAAGACUCAUUUUAUAACCUAUGCCUGCCACAGUACCAACAUUCGUGACGUAUUGUCACAUGACGUUGUGUUCACGACUGGAUGACGUUCUUCACCGGUGAAGAUGCCCAUCAAGUCACUUGAAAUUGUUUCGCUCACGGCAAUGUACAAGUGUUAUUGUACGAUGUUGCUGAUCUGACCAAACUAAAUGUUAAAAUGUGAAAAACUCUUUAAAAUGAACACGUGACUCAUGUUUAAACUAAAAGUGAAUAAGCUCGAAUAAAGGAAGUCACGUACCGUGCAAUAACUGUUAUAAUAACAUGUUAAAAAAGUGAAUAUUGUAAACUUAAAAAGACGUAUAUAAGUGUCAACGUUUUUCUUAAAAGUUGACAAUGAUUUCGCUUCAUUUGACUGUACUAUGAUCGUGCUAUAUUUAACUUUGUUAGAUCAUUGUUCUGUUAACUUGUUUAAUCGUUUUAAUAUACAAUCAUAAAAAUAUCUUUAUGUAGUUUACUCUCGUUAAAAACGAGUUGCUAAAUUUACUCUAGUCUUGCUUUUGUCUUCACUUUGCUGUCCAAGUAGCUAAGGCUUUCAUCAGUCGUAUGCUACAUAUAAUCCGAAAACUUAAACACCCGUGCAGACUAAAUCCCUCAGCAUUUUCCACAAUUCACUAGGUAAUAACCAAGGCAAUCAGGAGAGAAAAGGGUGGAGUUUGGACUGAGCUUACCCCACGACGUUGUUAUCACCCCAGACUUAAAUACCAACGACACUGACAAUAUUCCAAUGGUUCGUUAAAAGUUUUGUUAGAACUUUAAGAACGUUCAGAUGGAAAAGGUUUCAAAAGCACCUAGUUUUGCUAUGGUGUCUUAAAUAUUUGCUAAGAACACAUAAAUAUAAAUCACUUGGAGGUUCGUGAGACUUGGGUUGGUAGUUAGAGUACUAGCAUGUGGUUGUGGAAUUUAGCAUGAUUCUGGUUCCUUUAGACAUGGCCUAUUUCCCUUGGCGCCUUGGUGGGUUUUUUAAGUUUUGUCCUCCGUGUUUCAGCAUUUAAACCUGUCUUGAGAUCUCCUUCUUCAUUUUUUGUCAGAAUUUCUUAAAACUUGGUAGGCCAUAUUGACGUUGCAUGACUGUGUGAUCCUGUUCGGAUCUACGAUUUAGCGAAUGUUGAAUUAUUGGUCUUUGUUUAUCAACGGACGUAUUUUGUAUCCAUUUGUGGUGCUCUUAUUAGCCAUGUCUAUGUAACUGAAACACAAUUUCUUGUUUGAUACAUUAAACUUAGUAAUUUUCUCUACCCCACACGUACUGUGAACACAUUAUUGCGUAUGGUCUAGUGUAAACUAGCAAUGUAUUUCAUACCAAGGUAUUUAACAAGUUAUUUAUUA
Mizuhopecten yessoensis (Yesso scallop) is the source of this 1987-nucleotide messenger RNA. RefSeq names its product ufm1-specific protease 1-like. The record is from RefSeq and is a predicted model, not a curated record. Lineage: Eukaryota; Metazoa; Mollusca; Bivalvia; Pectinida; Pectinidae. Bases 33 to 674 code for a protein of 213 amino acids. The transcript has 5 exons.